Messenger RNA from Volvox carteri f. nagariensis, 1578 nucleotides. RefSeq lists its product as uncharacterized. The transcript is spliced from 7 exons. NCBI's taxonomy places the organism in Eukaryota, Viridiplantae, Chlorophyta, Chlorophyceae, Chlamydomonadales, Volvocaceae. The annotation marks the transcript as partial. The record is from RefSeq and is a predicted model, not a curated record. Gene Ontology annotation, molecular function: RNA binding.
CGAGUCAGCGAGGCUAUGUCGGCGCCGCCACCGCCAUCUUUUGGGCAGCAGUCCGGCGCCGCGCAGGGUAUCCCGCCCGGCACGCAGGCUGGAAGAUCUCGGCCUGAGUCCCCGACUCUGGACGUGAACGCGCCAGCCUUCCUGCCGUCCACCGCAGCGGCUGCCGCGGCCGCGGCUCACGCCGCAGCUGCAGCAGCGCGCCUGUCCGGCGCUUCUGCAAAUCAGCAGCAGCACCAGCUGCAGCAGCAACAACAACAAAACGCAGCAGCAGCAGUUCAGUAUUCCAUCAACCAAUCUCAGUCAGGAAACCACCACGCUCUGCAUGCGGGUGCCGGCGGCAGCGGCGGCGGCGUCUACGACCCCACCGCGCCCCAAUCGCACAGCGCGCCGUCAUCAGUAGAGCCGCGGCCACCACGUCCACCUUCUAUUAAUGUAAAUCGUGACACACAUGAUGGAUAUUCGUACGGCAACGAACACGGUCCUGGCGGGCUGCCCUCGCACCGGGAGCGCCGCCACAGCGCCGCCAGCUACACCCAGGGCGGUGGCGGCGGCGGCGGCGGCGGCAGCAGCGGCGGCGGCGCACCGGCUUCGGAGCCAGGUACGGACGCUGGCGGCGACGCCAACCCGAGCAGUCUGACCCACAUGGUCGAUUUCAUUAACCACCACAAGCUGGCCGGUAACCGCCCUGUGUACGCCUUAGCUGCCGCGGCGGCGGACGCGCACGGCGGAGGGGGUCGCGGACUGCACGGCCGCGGUGGCAACGCGCACCACCAUCCCCACGAGCGCGAUCCAAAAUGGGUCCAGCCCAGCGGUCCUCGGCGGCCGGGCGAGGGUGUUGAGAACGAGGAGCAGGGUAUCGUCAGCGCGGAGAAGACCCCCCAAGGGAUGAUCCUUCGCAUUACCCUUCUCGCAGCGGGCUUCGUUAUUGGCCCCAGCGGCAGCAGCGUCCGCGAGAUCAUGCGCGUCACGGGGGCGGACAUCAAAAGCUGGACCGAGAAUCGUACGGCACAGCAGCUCCUGGCGGCAACACCCGGCGGCGGCGGCGGCGGCGGCUCCCGGCGACCGUGCCGUAUGGUCGUCGUGGACGGCGAGGAAGCGCAGGUCCUUCAGGCGGUUAACGUUAUCGUUGCAGCAGUUGACCGUUACAAGGACCUUUGCGAGGGCCGUUAUCAGGGCCAAGCUGUGGCCCGGCAGCAGCGCGUGCUGGGCGUGGACUUCUGCUACCAGCCGCCGCCCCGGUCUGUCGUACCCUGCGCGGCGGCUCUCAAAGGGCAGCAGGAGCGGGGAGGUGGCGGCCACGGUGGCGGCAAUGCCCGGACAAGCCGUGACGAUUACAGCUACUCGCCGCCUGGCGGCGGAGGCAGCGGCGUCAGCGGUGGCGGCGCCGGAGGGUACGGCAGCCUGGGCAGCUACCAUCCCUCCGCUGGUUACAUCCCGAUGGCGCCCGAAUCGUACGGCGCUACGCCGUACAUAAUGGCGCCUGCGAUGCCGCCGUCUCCGGGCCGCGGUGGCCACUUGGACCACCUGGCGUUUGCGCCGUACGGCAUACCGCGAGGUGAAAAGGUCAAAAGCCAAUAA